Messenger RNA from Arctia plantaginis, 1488 nucleotides. The record is from the annotation of a GenBank genome assembly. Lineage: Eukaryota; Metazoa; Arthropoda; Insecta; Lepidoptera; Erebidae.
AUGGGAUAUACAUUUUUGAAGGUAGCCUCGACUUCCGUCAGGUAUGGAGGUUUGAGGAUAGCAACUAGACAAUAUUCAACAACUCACGAUGCUGAUCUUGUGGUUAUUGGUUCAGGCCCUGGAGGCUAUGUGGCUGCCAUUAAAGCUGCUCAACUUGGCUUAAAGACUGUAUGCGUUGAAAAGGACCCUACACUUGGUGGGACAUGUUUAAAUGUCGGGUGUAUUCCCUCUAAGGCAUUGCUCCACAAUACCCAUUUGUACCACAUGGCUAAACAUGACUUCAAAAACAGAGGUAUUGAAACUGGUAAUGUUUCUUUUAACUUCGACAAAUUAAUGGAAUACAAACGGAAUGCUGUAAAAGCCCUCACUGGGGGCAUAGCGAUGCUUUUCACCAAAAAUAAGGUCAAAGUAUGUCGUGGUGUGGGAACAAUAAUUAACCCUAAGAAGGUUGAGGUCAAAGGUGAAAAAGGUGUAGAAACUGUCAAUACCAAGAACAUCUUAAUUGCUACUGGAUCUGAGGUCACUCCAUUCCCAGGAGUUACGUUUGAUGAAAAACAAAUCAUCACAUCAACCGGAGCUCUUUCACUACCGCAAGUGCCCAAAAAGAUGUUGGUUAUUGGUGCAGGUGUAAUUGGUUUAGAACUUGGAUCUGUCUACCAAAGACUGGGCGCUGAUGUUACAGCAGUUGAGUUUUUAGACACUAUCGGUGGUGUCGGCAUUGACCUCGAAGUUUCAAAGACUCUGCAAAAGAUCAUGGUAAAGCAAGGAAUGAAGUUCAAACUCGGUACCAAAGUAACAUCGGUUAAAAAAGAAGGAUCAGGAGUGAAAGUUGAAAUUGAGCCAGCCAAAGGUGGCGCCAAGGAGACCUUGGACUGUGAUGUUGUCCUUAUUUCGAUUGGUCGGCGUCCUUACACCAAAGACCUGGGUCUAAAGAACGUUGGUAUUGAACUCGACGACCGUGGCCGUGUCCCGGUUAACAAUAAAUUUGCGACCAAAGUUCCUGGAAUCUAUGCCAUUGGUGAUUGUAUCCAUGGACCGAUGUUGGCUCACAAGGCUGAAGAUGAAGGUAUUGUCUGCGUAGAAGGAAUUAAGGGCAUGCCAGUACAUUUCAACUAUGAUGCAAUUCCAUCUGUAAUCUAUACCACACCUGAAGUUGGUUGGGUAGGCAAGUCGGAGGAGGAUCUCAAGAAAGAGGGCAAGGCGUACAAAGUGGGCAAAUUCCCAUUCUUGGCUAACUCAAGAGCAAAGACAAAUGGUGAACCUGACGGUUUCGUCAAAGUAUUGGCAGACAAAGCUACAGAUGUCAUUCUGGGCACGCACAUUAUUGGACCGGGUGGUGGCGAGCUUAUUAAUGAAUGUGUCCUGGCCCAAGAAUACGGGGCAGCGGCAGAAGAUAUUGCAAGAGUGUGCCACGCACAUCCCACCUGCGCCGAGGCAAUACGUGAAGCAAAUAUGGCCGCCUACUGCGGCAAAUCGAUAAACUUCUAA